CCUCUAACGAUACUAACGUAUCCUUCCUUCCCAUUGUAUUGGCGGAACGCAUUACGUAGUGAGAAACAUUAUUAGAUGGAGAUCAAUUAAAAAUAAUCAACAUGAAAUUUGUUUCGCAUCAGUUAUGGUUGAGGAAGGUUUCAUGUUUGCCGUCACGAAGGUGAAGCCCGUCGUCCGAAAGGAUCGGUUAUCAACAGCCAUCAACCGUGGAAUUCACCCGCGCUUUGGCAUUAUUAUUUCUUGCCAAAAAUUUUGGUUAGGUGCAACGCACUGGUUGAGCUUAGCUUUUGCGUUAGUCGGUUUAGCAAGUUCGAAUCAGCAACAUCUUAAAAAAAUAUGUCUCUCCGUUCGGGCGUUGCAGUGUCAUGGUCAAUGAAGCAAGCUGAUACUCGAUCGGCGGGAUCAGCGAGUGGCAAAAGUUUGCACCUGGAGCGAUUAUUCAUGAUCCUGACAGUGGUGAUAGAUUUCGUCAAAGUUGUGAUACUGAGUGGCCCAAUCUUAGGAAGAAAAUUGUAUCAAUUGAUAGUGCCUAAAGAUCCGCGAAAUGUGAAGGGUCAACUGGCUUUGAUUACCGGAGGAGGCAACGGGUUGGGUAAACAGAUGGCCACAGAGUUGGCCAACAGAGGUUGCAACUUAGUGAUCGUGGAUAUUGAUUUGGCAGCGGCAGAAAGUACUUGCGAAGAUUUGCGGAAACAUAAUGUCUCGGCUCAUCCGUUUCGGGUUGAUGUGUCUUCGUUUGCGGAUGUUCAAAAUCUCGCUGACACAAUCUAUCGGGAUGUCGGUCCGAUUGAUAUUCUGAUCAAUAAUGCUGGUCUCGUCCAGUUUAAGCCACUUCAGGAGACCUCUCCGAGUGAGAUUGAUCGCAUAAUUGAUGUGAACGUAAAAUCCAACGUUUGGAUGACGAAGGUGUUUCUGGAGAAGAUGAUCGAAAACAAGCGCGGCCACAUCGUUGCCAUCUCGUCCAUGUCCGGCAUGUAUGCCUUCCCGUGGGCGGUUAUCUACUCGACGUCCAAAUAUGCGGUUAAUGGUUUCAUGUCGGCCCUGACGGAGCAGCUUCGGUUGCAGGGCCACUCGAAGUACAUCCGGACGACCUGCGUGUGCCCCUACUACAUUGCCACCCGGAAGGAUAUUGUCGAUUUCCUCAAAAAACCUCGAUUUGAAAUUCUAACCACCGAACGAACGGCCCAAGUGAUAGUGGAAGGAAUUCUACAGAACAAAGACUUCAUAGCGAUACCACCGUUUUUCGAAAUUGGUGUUAAAAUCAUGCAGUUGUUCCCAUUGAGGGUGCAGCAGUUGGUUCGAGACUAUAUCAUACGAGAGUACGAUUUAAACUCUUCUAAUUAAAAUAACUUCAUAAUCAACUUCAAAUAAAAAAAAUUUAAAAAAACAU
Molecule: messenger RNA, 1390 nt
Organism: Uranotaenia lowii
Lineage: Eukaryota; Metazoa; Arthropoda; Insecta; Diptera; Culicidae
Product: 17-beta-hydroxysteroid dehydrogenase 13-like
Exons: 5
Coding region: 337-1344 (335 amino acids)
Cellular component (GO): lipid droplet
Molecular function (GO): oxidoreductase activity, acting on the CH-OH group of donors, NAD or NADP as acceptor
Source: RefSeq, a predicted model, not a curated record